AUGAGGUUUUUAUUGGCUUUCAGAAAAAUCCCAGCACCACUUCUUCUUCGUUUCUUGAGAAACAAUAAACCCUUUUGUUCACAGUCUCGAUUUCCCAAACAAUCUGAGAGUCCAAGUCAAUUCUACGGAUCCUCUUCUCAAAUCACCUCUGAACUGCAUCCAUUGACUGCAAAGCCUGAACAGGAGGACGACGCGAAUGUAAUUGACGUUCUUCUGAAUCGCAGGGGCAACCCAAUAUCCGCUCUUAAGUUCUACAUUUGGGCUAGACCACGGCCUCGAAGUUUUGAAGACGAUGACGCCUUCUGGGUACUCAUUCAUAUUCUGGUCGCUUCUCCUAAGACCUACGGCCGCGCAAACGAGUUGCUCAUACGGUACGUCGCUUCCAGCAAUCCAACGGCAAUGCCAAGCGUAAUGGUCAGUAAAUUUGUGGAUUCGGCGAAAUCAUUUGGGUUUCAAGUCAAUUCACGAGCUUUUAACUACUUCUUGAAUGCUUACAUCAAAGAGAGGAAAACGGAUUUUGCUGUAGAUUGCAUCAAUCUAAUGAUAGAACUAGGCGUGAUUCCAUUUGCUCGUUAUGUAAACAGCACCUUAACUGCUUUGAUUCGGAGGAAUUCGAUAAGUGAAGCUCAUGAACUGUAUAGCAAGCUGCUUGCCAUAGGUUUUGCUGGUGACAUUGUCACAACGCACGUGUUAAUGCGGGCGAGGUUGAGAGAAGGAAAGCCUGAGAAGGCUUUGGAGCUUUUUAGCAGAGCUAUCGAGAGAGGAGUAGAACCGGAUGCGUUACUUUACAGCAUCGCUGUUCAGGCUUGCUGCAAGACGCUCAAUUUGGUUAUGGCUUUUGAGUUGUUGAGAGAGAUGAAGGAGAGGAAGGUGUGCGUGCCGUCGCAGGAGACUUAUACGUCUGUGAUUGUGGCUUCGGUGAAGCAAGGGAACAUGGAGGAGGCGGUUAGGUUGAAGGAUGAGAUGGUGAUUGAUGGGAUACCGAUGAAUGUCAUUGCUGCAACGAGCCUGAUCAAGGGACACUGCGAGAACAAUGACUUGGGUAGUGCUUUGGAUAUGUUUCGUAAGAUGGAAGCGGAAGGCCCGUCUCCGAACCGCGUUACGCUUGCUGUGCUGAUAGAGUGGUUUAGCAAGAACGGGGAGAUGGGAAAGGCGGUUGAGUUUUACGAGAAGAUGGAAAGGUUAGGUGUUACUCCUUCGGUCUUUGAUGUUCAUUCGAUCAUCCGAGGGUGUUUGAGAGAUGGGAAAACGGAAGCGGCGGUGAAACUCUUUGACGAGUCCUUUGAUUCCGGUCUUGCAAACAUUUUCAUAUGUAACAGUGUGUUGUCCUGGUUAUGCAAGCAAGAGAAGAUAGAUGAAGCCACAGAGUUGUUGAGCAAGAUGGAAAGUAGAGGUAUUGAACCUAAUGUAGUUUCGUACAAUAAUGUUAUGUUUGCCCUCUGCAGAAGGAAGAACAUGGACUUGGCUCGUACUGUUUCUUCAAAUAUGCUGGGGAAGGGUAUUAAGCCGAGCAACCACACGUAUUCAAUUUUGAUCGAUGGGUAUUUCAAGAAUCAUGAUGAAGAGAACGCUUGGAAAGUCUACGAGCAAAUGACUUGUUCCGGUAUUGAAGUCAAUGAGGUCACAUACCAAACGUUUAUCAAUGGUUUAUGCAAAGUUGGUAAGACGUUUAAAGCAAGAGAUAUGCUGGCAAAUCUGAUGAAAGAAAAGCGGUUUUGUGUUAGUUGCAUGAGUUACAAUAGCAUCAUAGAUGGGUUUAUCAAAGAGGGGGAUGUGGAUUCUGCGGUUGAAGCUUACCGAGAGAUGUGUGGCAAUGGUAUUUCCCCAAACGUCGUAACGUAUACCAGCAUGAUGGAUGGGUUAUGCAAAAACAACAGAAUGGAUCAAGCACUGGAGAUGAGGAACGAAAUGGAGAACAAAGGUAUUAAACUCGACAUUACAGCUUACGGUGCUCUUAUCGAUGGGUGCUGCAAAAAGCGUGACAUGGAAAGUGCAUCUGCUCUGUUCUCUCAACUCCUUGAAGAAGGGCUGACUCCGAACGUGGCUGUUUACAACAGCAUGAUUUCUGGAUACCGUAACCUUGGAAACAUGGGAGCAGCGCUUGUUUUGCACGAGAAAAUGUUGAGAGUCGGUCUAAGAUGUAAUCUGCUCACGUACACAACACUGAUUGAUGGAUUGCUGAAAGAAGGGAAUUUCAUCCUCGCCUCUAAUUUGUACACAGAAAUGCAGGCAGCGGGUAUUGUCGCUGAUGAAGUCAUGUGCACGGUAACUGUAAACGGUCUUAGCAAGAAUGUACUGUUUGUGGAAGUGGUUGAGAUGUUUGAGGAGAUGAAGAAGAAAGAUGUGACACCAAAUGUUUUUAUCUACAACGCGGUGAUUGCAGGACAUUUUAAAGAAGGGAAUCUCGACGAGGCUUUUGGACUACAUGAUGAGAUGCUUGACAAGGGUCUUGUACCUGAUGGAGUUACAUUUGAUAUUCUCGUGAAUGGGAAAGUCGGAAAAUCUCAACCUAUUGGUGUAGCAAGUUUGUAG
Molecule: messenger RNA, 2532 nt
Organism: Microthlaspi erraticum
Lineage: Eukaryota; Viridiplantae; Streptophyta; Magnoliopsida; Brassicales; Brassicaceae
Source: the annotation of a GenBank genome assembly